Arabidopsis arenosa is the source of this 1185-nucleotide messenger RNA. The record is from the annotation of a GenBank genome assembly. Lineage: Eukaryota; Viridiplantae; Streptophyta; Magnoliopsida; Brassicales; Brassicaceae.
CAAAAGAUCUUCUCAUUCGAUUAUCUCUCUUUAUUUCUUCUCUAAUGAAGGGAACUCUAAGAUACUUAGCAGGAAUCGCAGGGCCAAAUGGGUUUGGCUCAAGAUCCACAGCUGAACAAGUUACACAACAUAGCUUUUUUCCUUGUUCACAUCUCACUGCCAUAAUCACUGGAGGAACGUCUGGGAUCGGUGCGGAAACAGCGAGAGUCUUAGCAAAAAGAGGGGUGCGAGUAGUGAUGGCAGUAAGAGAUAUGAUGAAAGCAGAAAUGGUAAAGGAGAGAAUAGUGAAAGAGAAUCCAGAAGCCGACAUUAGAUUGUUUGAGAUUGAUCUCAGCUCUCUCUCUUCAGUUGCCAGAUUCUGCUCUCAGUUUCUUUCCCAAGAUCUUCCCCUCAACAUUCUCAUAAACAACGCAGGCGUUUUCUCUCCAAAUCUUGAAUUCUCCGAAGAAAAGAUUGAGCUGACAUUUGCUACAAACUUUUUAGAGAUGCUGAUGGAGAAAAUGAUAGACACCGCAGAGAAGAGUGGAAUCGAAGGACGAAUUAUUAACCUUUCAUCUGUGAUUCAUAGUUGGGUCAAGCCUGAUUGUUUCUCCUUCCCUAAAUUACUCCAUCCCAUUAGGUAUAACGGGACAAGGGCUUAUGCUCACUCAAAGUUGGCCACAAUUUUACACGCCAAAGCGUUGAGCAAGCAAUUAAAGGACAGAAAUGCAAAUGUCACGAUAAAUGCGGUCCAUCCAGGAAUUGUUAAAACUGGAAUUAUCAGAGCACACAAGGGUCUUUUUACAGAUUCUCUGUUUUUGAUAGCUUCGAAGCUGCUAAAAUCUAUAAGCCAGGGCGCAGCGACAACAUGUUAUGUGGCAUUGAGCAACGAAACCAAAGGGUUAAGUGGAAAGUAUUUUGCAGACUGCAAUGAGACCAAUUGUUCUGAUUUGGCGAAUGAUGAGUCUGUGGCUCUCAAGCUCUGCACCCAAAGCCGUGCCUUAAUCCAUGAUUAUUUGGAUGAAUCUCAAAAACAUUCCCUUCUUAAUGUAUGUCUUAUGUAAAUCAUCUUAAUAGUUUCGUUUUUUGUUAAAAGACCAUUUGUCAUUUUAUUUCUGUAAAGCAGUGUUUUAUUAACAAGCCCGAUCUCAUUAUGUGUAAUUGUCGAGAAAACCAUACAUAUAUAAAUAAUGAUUUCUUUUAAGU